This is a messenger RNA of Harpegnathos saltator (Jerdon's jumping ant), 4609 nucleotides long. RefSeq names its product dnaJ homolog subfamily C member 16 l(3)80Fg (gene l(3)80Fg). Lineage: Eukaryota; Metazoa; Arthropoda; Insecta; Hymenoptera; Formicidae. The transcript has 12 exons. The record is from RefSeq and is a predicted model, not a curated record. Bases 311 to 2749 code for a protein of 812 amino acids.
GCUGCGUCUGUAAACCGGCCGUGAGAUUUCGCCAUCGCUCUCGCCAGCCGAGGCCCGUAUGCGUGUCUAAUUUGACAACAUGGUGACCCAGGAAUGUUGAUGUGAGACUCCGCCGACGUGCUGAACGCCCCACGCGACGACACGAGUGGACGAUGAUCCGCGCGAAAUAUGUCUGCUAACUCCGGCUGCGUGACCGAGAGGUAGCCUGAGCGAAUAACGAACGAGCCGCGAUCAGCUGCACGAAAUCACGGUUUAGCACGGUGCACAGAGAGACGGGGUAGCCCCGUGGAUUGCCACUGCGUCACGGAUAAUGUUAUUGAUUGAUUUUUUAAUGACUCACGCGUCGACGAGCACACGAUCCGGCGACGUUACCAAGAGUAAUAUCGCGCCAUUGAUGAGGUAUGCGUUCCUGCUGCUCCUGUGCCUCCUCCUGAUCAGCCAGCUGACACCGUCGGUCGUCGCAGUCGAUUCCUUGGGUAAUCCGUACAAGAUACUGGGUGUAUCGAGACAUGCGACUCUGCAGGACAUCCGAAAAGCGUACAAGCACCUCGUUAAGGAAUGGCAUCCGGAUAAAACUGACCAUCCAAUGGCUGAGGAUAAAUUUGUAGAGAUAACUAAAGCUUAUGAGCUUCUGACAGAUCCGGAAAGAAGGAGGAAGUUUGAUAAUUUUGGGAUAACAUCAGAGGAUGGGGUCUCGAGGCAAAGGAGGGAUAGUAAACAAUACAAUGUUCGCGAUCCUUUGGAAGAACUCUUCUCUGGUAAUUUCCAAUUCCAUUAUCAGAAGAGAGAUAUCACGCUGUUCCAUAAAAUGAGCAUCACAUAUCGGUCGUAUGAAAAUAUGAUAGUGCCGAAAACUUAUCGUAUGCCGUACUUAAUUUUAUUUUAUUCCGAUUGGUGCUUUGCGUGCCAGCAAGUGGAGCCUACGUGGCGACGACUGAUCGAUGAAUUGGAGCCACUAGGUUUCGGCUUGGCCACUGUGGACAUCAAGAAAGAAACCAGCUUGGCGAGGAGACUCGGUAUCCACUCGCUUCCGUGUCUCGUCGUUAUCAUAGAAGGACACGCCAAUGUUUAUAAGGAAUCGUUGUUUAGCAUUCAGAAGGUUAUCGAGUAUGUACGAAGUAAACUACCAUAUAAAUUAAUAACCACCGUUAACAACGUUAACGUGGAGAACUUCUUGUCGGGUUGGACGGACAAUCGAAUUCGCGCACUGAUAUUCGAGAAAAGAGACUUCAUUCGAUUGCGAUAUUUACUUACGUCUUUCUAUCACAGAGAUCGCGUGGCGUUUGGUUUUGUCCAGGUCGGUAUACCUGAGACCAAGGAUAUUACGUCGAAAUACAAAAUCUCAGGAGAACUGGACACUCUGCUACUGUUCAAUGAGAAUUCUGAGAAGCCUAUGGCGUCUGUUAGUAUGAAAGAUAUUUCCAGCGAAACCAUGCAUAACGUUAUCGCCAACAAUAAGUUUCUCGUUUUGCCAAGGCUUUCGAAUCAAGCCAUGUUGGACUCUAUAUGCCCGCCUGAAUGGUUGAAGCCGCAGAAGCGCUUGUGCGCCGUUUUAAUAUCACAACAAAAUAGCCCACUUCACGAUAUAGCUAGGCACAAGUUUAGGCAAGCGGCGUUAGAGUCUUCUUACAGCUCCGAACGCGUGAGAUACACGUACAUAUUCAAAGACACGCAGCCCGAAUUCGUGUCGGCUCUGUCAGCCAGCGAAGAUAGCCCGCUGGAACCGUUGUCACAUAUCGUCAUCAUCUGGAGACGAGACGCCAAUCACUUAAAGUACGAGUGGCUGCCCAACGGAUGGGCCGAUGCCGCGCAGGACGAGCGUAUAUGGAACGAGACUCGUAGGCAUUUAGAGAAGACUAUACAGAAGCUGUUACGCGCUACCGAAGCUUUACCGUAUGCCGCUGUCAUAGAGGAACUAGCAGACGAGCACGCACAGGGUACUGUAGGCAGAUUGAUAGGAAGGGCAUUAUUAGCGGUAGAUUAUAUAUCCGAUAAUCUGACGAAAGAGCAGAUUUUACCUCUGAUAUCGGUACUAGCGACUCUCGUGCUGAUCGGGGCAGCAGGGUAUGGCAUGUCAUACCUAGCCAAGCUGGAAGAAGCGACUAUCCAGGCCCCCUUAAAGGACAAAUUGUCUCCGCCGCAGCCGCCGCAGCUUCGAAUACACGAGCUGCGCGCGGAGAAAUACAACGGUUUGGUCCGACUUUUGAAGCCGGGCUGCCGAACCAUCAUUCUGUUGGUUGACGCUCAGAGUCGAUUAAAAUUGUUACCAGUUUUCCACAAAGUUGUGUGGCCUUAUAGGAAGAAUAAGACGCUUAUGUUCGCGCAUAUGUCAUUAGAGAAAGGUCUCGAUUGGUACAAGAAGCUCUUGUCUCUCACUCUAUUCGAUCGCAAGGAACUGAACAUAAAUGCCAAGAACUGCGUGGGAACGGUAUUAUCCUUGAAUGGCCAUCGGAGAUACUUCUGCAUGUACCACGCUAAACUUCCGGAGUCGAUGACGAAGAGCAAGAGUUCCAAGCGUCUAGAGAGGAUGACCAAGCAACUCGCUCAGAGACCCGAGGACGCGGAAGCCGGUGCUUUCAUCGGCUUUGACAGUUCCAACGAUUCCGACAUGUCUCAGGAUGAGGGUGGAAACAACGUUUUAUAUCACGACAACCUUUUGGACGGGUUACCGAUGUGGCUCGACAGACUAUUCGAGGGAUUAACACAACGUUAUUACAUAAAUUAUUGGCCCGAGUUCACUACCAAGUAAAGGAACGAAGAAGGAGAGGAUGCGUUCUUCAUUAUUUUUCUUCCUCUUUUCUCUCUCUCUCUCUCCCUCUCUCUCUCUCUCUCUCUUUUUCUCUCUUGAAACCUACGCAUCAUUGGAUGAUGGUGAGGAACAAGAAAGUCUAGUCAGCAAAUUAUUAUUGCCAUUGAGACAUACUGUGAUUCGAACGAACAGAUGCGCACGGCCCUCUGUAUAAAGACAAAGCAUAUUCAUUAUUCCUUAGGCAUCUAUAAGCCUAUUUACAGUUUCUUACAUUUUAAUGGUUUAUCUUAGAUCAGACCUUUAAGUAUAUUCUUCAAGCACGCUGUAAAAGGUUACGUAGCAAAAGGAAGGUAGAGAGGGCGGAGGGCCGGCACACUACCGAGUGUAGCGCGGCGCUCGAUUAACUCCGGACAUAGAGAUCAGUGUUUUCUGUAUACUAUACUUCGUCUGUUCCUAUUGUAACUCGAAUACUCCUUCUAUUCCUCGAAAUAUCGCUUGUAACUAUCUAGUCAACGUUACUUAGCAGUAUUUAUAUUGCACAGUAUGAGUAAUAGAUCGUUUAUAUUUCCGUAGAUAGUAAUCUACAGACCGACCCCCACGCGGUCCUCGACAUACGAAUACGUUCGAAUUCCCUCACAACAUUACGAUAACGACCGCUAUUUUUCAUAUCGUGUCAGAGAGAGGAGAAAGGAAAUGUAAGUCUGCAUAUUAAUAUCUUUAUAUCUUAAAGAUGCGUACCUCUGUCGCUUGUUCCACGCUCCGUUUAUCCGGCGUACGCCCCUUCGUGUCGAACGUGUUUCUCGAAUCCGUAUGUCAGUAGCAUGUAAUGUCUACGAACUUUCCCUCUCUCCCCCCCCCUCUCUCUCUCUCUCUCUCUCUCUCUCUUUUACAUAAUUUAUACCUUAUCUCAUAUAUUUUAUAGUUACCGUAAAAUCGAUCUUCGAAACAUACGUUUAGUAUGAUAAUGUGCUUGUGAAGAGAUGCAAUUAUCGAGUUGCCCUUAUCGAGAUUCUACAUACGUCCAUUACUUCCAUGAUCGCUACGCUCUCAUGAAUCUCAUUAGUUGCGUAAACAUUUAAAUGACACACACACACACAUACACACAUAUAUACAUACAUACGCAUACACAUUGGCUGGUCCAAAAUUCUUUUCAUUUAGCAUUAGCAAACUCGCUCUCGCAGCUAUUCAGUUUUCUUCAUGAAAUCGGAUACAUGUAUCUCUGCAAAGCGACAGAUAUAGGUACCUUCGCGUGUUACUUACAAUAUAAGAUAUAUUCCUGCUACGAGAGGCUAUUAGAAAGUAUUAAAGUGUAUUAUAGAAACAUAUAUGAGAUAUAUAUCAUAAUGCUGUUGAAACUGCAAAUUAUGCGCGCCAGCUCAAUUGUUUAUACUUUAUAUCCUUAUAUGACAAUUAAAACUGACGAAAUAAACACAUGGAGUUAUAACAUUUCUACCCUAACGUUCAAUCACGCGCGUCAGACAGCGCGCACUGUCUCUUCGCGUCCGGCUCUCUGUUGCUCAAUCUCGUUGCGACGAUUGUUAGAUUCACACUGAAAUAGGGAACGCGUAGCAGUCAUUCCUAAGUACGCGCGGUGAUGAUGUGUAGAGUUCGUAUCAAUUUUGCGGUAACUAUAAAACGUGUCAACGCUAUUACCAGAGAUGUGUCACCCAGCACAUUGUACGUAAUAGCGGACGUUGAAUUGGUUGUACGAGAUGUGUGAUACGGCGUAUAUACAUAUAUAAAUAUAUAUUUAUUAUGUCGUGCAAAGAGGACGCGCGAUCCCGCGAUUGCGUAUGAAAGAAAGAGAAAGUUAAUAUAUCUACAGGAAUGUUGAAUAAUAAAACGUUGUAGUUUAUCGUA